This is a messenger RNA of Gossypium raimondii (Peruvian cotton), 767 nucleotides long. Its product is annotated as kunitz trypsin inhibitor 5. The coding region runs from base 39 to 635 and encodes 198 amino acids. The transcript has a single exon. The record is from RefSeq and is a predicted model, not a curated record. Gene Ontology annotation, molecular function: endopeptidase inhibitor activity. NCBI's taxonomy places the organism in Eukaryota, Viridiplantae, Streptophyta, Magnoliopsida, Malvales, Malvaceae.
UCAUAAUGGAUAUCAAGGCAUAAAUUAACAGAAACACAAUGAAGACUGCCUUAUUUUUAGCAAUUACUUCCCUUGUUUUAGGCUCAACAAUAGCCAGUGAUGAAUUUGACCCUGUACUUGACAUCUCAGGUCAAGAGCUCCGAACGGGCAUUGACUACUACAUUUUGCCGGUAAUCCGCGGUAGAGGUGGUGGCCUCACUCUUGCCAGCACUGGCAACGAGACCUGCCCACUUGAUGUUGUUCAAGAGCAGCAGGAGGUGUCAAACGGUCUCCCAUUAACAUUUUCACCUGUGAAUGUCACGCAAGGCGUUGUACGUGUAUCCACUGAUCUAAACAUCAAGUUCUCUGCUGCUUCAAUUUGUGUCCAAACCACUCUCUGGACACUGCGCUUCGAUGAAUCAGUACAAAAGUAUGUAGUAACAACCGGUGGAGUUGAAGGUAACCCAGGGCGUGAAACACUGAGCAACUGGUUUAAAAUCCAAAAAUUUGAAGACGACUACAGGCUUGUUUACUGCCCGACGGUGUGCAAUUUCUGCAGACCUGUGUGUGGGGCAUUGGGUGUUUUUAUGGAUGGUGGAACUAGGCGCCUGGCUAUUAGUGAUGAGCCAUUAAAGGUCAUGUUUAAGAGGGCUUGAAGCUGUUGCGCCCAUCGACCUUAUUUUCCUUGAUUUACCCGACACACAUUCUCACUUUUAUAUACUAUGUAAUACAUAUCGCAAUAAUGUAAAUCUUGGGAAACAUUAUAGGAAAUAUAUAUAUAUUUAACA